CCUCGACUCUUUUGCGGAGUCGCCUCAGUCGCACCGCAAACCACCAUGUUGACUGAGGUGCUUCUGGGGAUACUGCUUCUUGUUCUUCUCUUCGCCUACGCCAACAGAAGGCCUGCAAAUCUCCCGCCAGGACUAUGGGGUUUGCCAAUAAUAGGGAAACUUCCUUCGACUGAAGUUUCUCUUUGCGAUCAGUUAAACGAACUGAAGAAGAAGUUUGGGAACAUCGUAUCCUGGCGGAUGGGCAGUCGCAUCUUCAUCUUCUUCUGCGACUACAAGACCAUCAAGGCCGCCUUCGCCAAGCUGGAGUUCACAGACAGGCCGGAUUUUUACAGUUUCGAUAUCUUCAAUGAAUUCACGAAGACCGGCGUCAUCAACACCAGCGGCCUGCUCUGGCAAAACAACCGUCGGUUCGCCCUCCGCCACCUGCGGGACCUGGGCAUGGGCAAGACCCGCCUGGAGGAGGCCAUCCAGCACGAAGCCGUGUGUCUGGUCGAGGACUUCAAGAGGCACGCAGGCCAGCCGGCUCCGCUGCCUUGGUCCAUCAACGUGGCGGUCCUCAACGUCAUCUGGCAGAUGGUUGCGAGUCGACGAUAUGAUGUGAACGACAUCGAGAUGCAAGAAUUCAACAAACUCGUCAACUCAUCCUUGGAGGACUCUCAGGGUAGCGUGAUCUGGUUCGACCUCAUGCCUUGGUUGAUACCCAUCGUGCCCCAUUUCGUCAAGAAGUGGAUGGGCGUGGCACAGAUGGUAGACAAAGCAGAUGUGUUCUUGGAAAAGAUGAUGGAACAUGUGAAGGAGCACCAGGAGACACUCGACCCCGAGAAUCCUCGAGACUUAAUCGAUGCUUACCUGCUCGAGAUGAAAGCCAAGGAGGCCGACCCUAACUCUACCAUGAGCUGUACUGAUCUGAAAAACCUCCUCGGAGAUCUGUUUGUGGCCGGCAGCGAAACCACCUCCUCGACCAUCCGCUGGGCCAUCUACUACCUGGCCAAGUACCCUGAGAUCCAGGCCAAAGUGCAAAGGGAGAUCGACUCCGUGGUUCCAAGGGACAUCCUUCCCUCCAUCCAGCAGAAAAAUAGCAUGCCUUAUCUGGAAGCUGUGACACUCGAGGUCCACCGACUAGUGUCUCUCGUGCGCCUCGGUCUCUUCCACUUCAGCGCCAAAGACACGGAGUUCGAAGGCUACAUGAUACCUAAGGGUGCCGUUCUAACAGCCCAUCAGGAAGGCUGCCACAUGGACCCCGCCUUCUGGGAGAAACCUCACGAAUUUUACCCCGAGCACUUCCUCGACGACCAAGGGAAGAUUCUCACCAAGAAGGAGGGCUUCCUGCCGUUCUCUCUAGGUCGCCGCCAGUGCCUCGGGGAGUCGCUGGCCCGCAUGGAGCUCUUCGUCUUCCUCUCCGCCCUCCUGCAGAACUUCUCCUUCUCAGCUCCCGAGGGCAAGGAGCUGUGCGUCGAGAAGGACCCCCGCCUGCACCUGGUCAACAUGCCGAAGCCCAUCGAUGUUGUUAUUACGAAAAGAAAAUAGGAAUUUCUUUUUGAGUCGAGUUUUGUGUUUUGGAUUUCUUUUGCGUUUUUUUUCUUUUUCUUUUUUUUCUCCUUUAAAUUUGAUUGUAAAACGCUCUUCUCCUCUAAAUUUCAGAUAGGUUUUAACCGUUGUGACAUUAAUAUUUUCCAUUUUGAUAUUGGGAUUGUAAUCUUGAUCUAAGGCAAAUAAAUACGAUGUGUAUAUGUACAUACACACACAAAUGGGUUCGUGUGUGUGUCUUUUUGUGCUCUCUGUUUGUGAUUUGUGUAUUUGAUUUUUUUAAAACUUUUUUCCACAACUGACGUAAAAAAAAUAUAUAAUUACACACAUAUGAUAAUGAUGACUAUAAUAUGUGUAAUAUAUCAAUUCAUGCUGUAAUAAGUUUUGCUGAUUUUGUUUAUACUUACAAGAGCUAAUAGGGAUCAAUAUUACACAACUCUUGGGGACAUUCAGUCACUCACCUGUUUUUCAUCGUAACUGACAAUAUUGGUGCUGGUAUAUGAUCACUAUGUUGUUGUUCUAUGAUCAAUAAAUAAUUGAAUAUGA
Penaeus indicus is the source of this 2073-nucleotide messenger RNA. Its product is annotated as cytochrome P450 2L1-like. The transcript has 10 exons. Bases 46 to 1527 code for a protein of 493 amino acids. Gene Ontology annotation, molecular function: heme binding; oxidoreductase activity, acting on paired donors, with incorporation or reduction of molecular oxygen, reduced flavin or flavoprotein as one donor, and incorporation of one atom of oxygen; iron ion binding. Lineage: Eukaryota; Metazoa; Arthropoda; Malacostraca; Decapoda; Penaeidae. Gene Ontology annotation, biological process: xenobiotic metabolic process. Gene Ontology annotation, cellular component: intracellular membrane-bounded organelle; cytoplasm. The record is from RefSeq and is a predicted model, not a curated record.